Molecule: messenger RNA, 4464 nt
Organism: Aspergillus affinis
Lineage: Eukaryota; Fungi; Ascomycota; Eurotiomycetes; Eurotiales; Aspergillaceae
Product: synaptic vesicle transporter
Exons: 9
Coding region: 1-4464 (1487 amino acids)
Biological process (GO): transmembrane transport
Molecular function (GO): transmembrane transporter activity; protein binding
Source: RefSeq, a predicted model, not a curated record
AUGGAGGAUGCUAAGGAAAGCUCGGAUCUUCAGCCGGCAGGGACUGAAGCCGAUGAAGCUACUUUUCAACAACCUUUAUCGUCUGGUACCUCGACCAAUGCCGACCUUUCAAACACCUACUCGAACAUUGUUCGCCUGGAUGGAGACGCCGAUCCUCUUGAUCCGCAGAAUUGGCCAGCGACGAAGAAGCUCUAUACUGCCGUCCUCCUCGGUCUGGCAACCAUGAUAGCUGCUCUCACUAGUAGCAUCUUCUCCACGAUCAUUCCGGCACUGAUGGUUAUCUAUGGCAUCUCCCGCGAAGUAGGAACCCUCGGAGUCUCGUUGUAUGUCUUGGGUUUCGCGACAGGGCCUAUCAUCUGGGCACCCUUUUCUGAAGUCAAAGGCCGUCGAGCACCUUUCUUACUGGCUAUGUUUGGAUUCACCGUAUUUGCCUUCGCUACAGCCGUAUCGAAGGACUUGCAAUCAAUUUUUAUCUGCCGCUUCUUCACAGGUUUCUUUGGUGCUGGCCCUUUGACGCUUUCUGGCGCCGUCUAUGGUGAUAUCCUCGCGCCCCAGAUCCGUGGAGCUGGGAUGGUUGGCUUUUGUCUAAUGGUCUUCGUGGGCCCGCUCCUCGCCCCUACCAUCGGCGGCUUCAUCAUAAUGAACGAUAGCCUAGGCUGGCGAUGGACGCAAUAUAUCCCCGGAAUCCUCGGCGCCGCUUCAUUCAUCUCGCUUCUCCUCUUCCACGACGAGACAUACGUCCCCGUCCUUCUGUCUAAUAAAGCAGCUCGUCUCCGCCAAGAAACAAAAGACUGGUCUAUCCACGCGGAACACGAUGAACUCGACAUUAACUUCAAUAGCAUCUUCCACAACUACCUCGCUCUCCCCUUGAAAAUGCUCGCCCUCGACCCGAUCAUCCUCUGCAUGUGCAUCUUCGGCGCCUUCGUCUACGGCCUCCUCUACCUAUUCCUCACAGCUUACCCCAUCAUCUUCCAGCAAAUCUACGGCAUGACACCCGGCGUGGGCGGCCUCCCUUUCAUCGGCGUCGUCGUGGGCCAGCUGCUUGCGGGUGCGACUAUGUUCCUGGGCUCGCCUCGAGUGGGUCGUCAGAUCAAGGCGAAUGGUGGACAGAUGGUGCCGGAAUGGUUGCUGCCGAUGGCUAUCCCCGGUUCUGUGGCGUUUUCGGCGGGCCUGUUCUGGCUUGGUUGGACUGGGUAUCGGGGUGAUUUUCAUUGGAUCGUACCGACUGCUUCGGGGCUUUUGACUGGGUUUGGGCUUUUGGGGAUGUUUUUGCCAUCGAUCUCUUAUGUGGCUGAGGCGAGGAGGAAGAGGGCGGCGUCGGCGAUUGCAGCACACACAUUCCUUCGGUCUCUGGCGGGUGCUAUCUUUCCUCUUUUUGCGACUUAUAUGUUUGACGGUCUCGGUGUCGAAUGGGCUUGUACUCUUCUAGGUUGCGUUGCUGCGCUGCUCAUCCCUAUGCCGAUCAUAUUUUAUAUCUAUGGUGCGAGGAUCAGAGCACGGACACACAACCAGCCUCGCUCCAAAGCACGCCUAAACAAAAGCAGACAUAGCCGCAAGACACUCCCAAGGAGACCUGCACUGUUUGAUACACGAUGGGUCGCCCCAAGCUCGGUAAAACUGCGCAGAGCUUUAUGGGAUCGAUUCCGCCAUAGAGAGUCACGUUCCGAUGAUGGAUCCACAACAUCGAAAGGUACUCGAAGCGAAGCGAACGAGUUCGCAAAGGAGGAUUCAAAGGAAAGAACGACCUACUCUACUGUGAGCGAAGACCACUGCAGCGAAACCACACCUCGAGACUUCUCUACGAAGCGAAGAUCGGUAUCAUCCCACAGACCCCCAAGCCAGGUCGACGAUCCCGGAAGUGGAGGUAUAACGACAGAGUCAACCUCGAUCAUACCGUCAACGGAGGAGCAUCGGGACAAGGAAAUACCUCGCGACCUUUGGAAAGAAGCUUUUGAGGCGUUGUUGCCCGCAACACAAUCCCAUCUUCGGAAGUUGGGCUACGAACCGGAUGCUUCGAAGACGCCGCAUGCUCAAGAUCUGGACAUCCUCGUUCAAGAUCUCUGUGAAAAGCGGGAUAUCUGCGAGAAAGGGGGCUGGAAAUACAAAUCAGAAAACCAUGAGCUUAUCGUGCGAGACUCCGCGGCGAAAUGUGCGACCUUGAUUCCUGUCAAAUUCACCGAGCAAGUGCUCGCUUUGCUCGGGACAGUAGAGCGUGUUCUGCAGGUUACGCAUAGUGGAAGAGUGUACGAGUUCAUCUAUGCAACAGAAACCGGUGAUAUUGUAGAAACACUGGGCCAAGACCUUGUCAAAGUAUACCAGGCGGUCCAGGAAUUGUUGAGUCACGCCAUAGAGAUGUUUUCGAAGUCGACCUGGACGAGAAUCCUGGCAGGGAUUUUUGACAAAACCUCAGAGUUGUUCUCGGAUCUGGCUGCGAAGGAAGAGGAGCUCGCUCGGACUGCCCACGCGCCAGUCAUUGAUCAUGUUCAAGAUACUCUAGCAGCCGUCUCCAACAACGAAGGCUUUGCCUAUUUUUACUGUAACAAGAACGAGGAUGCUCGAACUCGUCCCCUGGCCGUGGCGCAAAGCUACGUUCGCCAACUAUCCUCUUCAGCGAAAAGCAGUUUGGGGUAUAUCCAGUCUAAGUUCCAGACAAGUUAUAAUGAGCUACGUCUUCGUGGGAAAGGUUUUAAUCUGGAGCAUUGCCGGACUUCAUUGAUUGAGUCUCUUAAUCUCUACCCACGAACCACCAUAGUGUUGGAUGCCUUUGAUGAAUGUGAUCCUGCGUCGCGUGAAGAUCUGAUUGAGCUGUUUGAGGCUUUGCUUUCCGCCAGCAAAAGACCUAUCAAACUCCUCAUCGCAAGCCGUCCCGACGGCGAUAUCAGGCGCGAAUUCCGCUCGCGCCCAAAUAUAGAAAUCCAGGAAACGGACAACCGCGACGACAUCCCUGCAUACAUUUGCCAGAUUAUACCAAAACUAGUUACAAAGAACAGUGCAAUCGAGGGACUCGAGCCGGAGAUUACAAGAGCUCUCUUGGAGGGAUGUCAGGGAAUAUUCCAAUGGGUCUUCCUGCAGCUUGAGCAGCUCGGGACAUGUAUUAGCCGCGAGGAUAUACUGGACAGCCUGGGAAAGCUUCCCAGAACACUCGAUGAAAUGUAUGGCCAAUUAUACGAGGAGAUAAGCAACGGCAUGCCCCAUGAUUUUAUUCUUGCGCAACGGGCUGUCAUGUGGGUUUUGGCCGCACGUGAACCCCUUUCACGAGAAGAUCUCCCCGAGGCGAUUCAUAUCAAUCCCGACCUUGAUAGUGCGGAUAUGUGUACCGUCAUCUCCGAAGACGCAUUGCUUUCAUUAUGCCGCAAUCUGCUGGUCAUUGACUCAGAACAAAACGUGUGGAGAGUGUCGCAUCUGUCCGUCGCAGAGUACUUCAAAUCCCGUCACGGCUGGACCGAUGGAGUGAUCAAUACGAUGGUGAGCAAAUCUUGUUUACUAUUCCUGCUGAGUGAGACGUUUUAUCUCGAGUAUCCCAUAUCUCGCCGUCGGAAACCCAAUAAAUCCGUAUUCAAGCGACCACUCCUAUACUAUAUAACAUAUCAUUGGCCAGAACAUGUUUCGCCAUCAGAACAGAGCAGAAUAUCAGAAGUCGACUUAUCGACUGUCACGGCGCUCUUGGAAAGGUUUCUUGGUGCUCCACAGGCCAGUAACGCGCAAUACCGGAAAUGGGCUUGGGUGCGGUAUUUGGAACCUGUUGAAAAUUCUAUUCUGGCUGUCUGUGAAUAUGGAUUCAAUAGGGUACUGAGCCAAUGGUGGGAAAUGGCCGAGCUGGACCAUACAUUGAUCAACUCUGCACAUCGUACCUAUAUGAUGGUGGCUGCAAGAGAGGGUCAUGUCGCCAUCCUGCGGCUUCUCCUGCAGAAAGGUGGCACCACCGGCAUACAAGGCUUCUCUCACUCUUACUCCACGCCACUGAUGGAAGCAGCUUCUGGGGGACACAUUGAGGCGGCCAGAGCUUUGUUAGGGGAAGGAAACGUGGACAUAAACUUACAGGUAAGAAGGAAUGGGCCUGACUCGUGCGCUUUGGACUCAGCUUUGUCAACACACAGUCCCAAUAUGCUCAGCAUGGUGCGUUUUUUGGUCUCCGAAAGCCAAGCGGACGUGAACAUGCAGCUGUGGCAUAGUGGCUUUGGCAGUGUUUUUGCCAAAUCCGCUGCGUUUGGGUUGCCGGAGGUUGCGAAAUAUUUGGUAGAAGAGGGCGGCGCUGAUGUUGAUUUGGUUCUGCAACAUGGGAAUUAUGGUAGCGCCCUGGCAUGCGCAGUCUCGUAUGGGCACAAUUAUUCUCACCGUGGAGAAAUUCUAGAUUAUCUGGUGAGGAUUCGACGAGCCAAUGUGGACCUGCUUCUUCAGACCGGCCAUUAUGGGAGUGCAUUGGCCGCUGCCGCUAGUAAGGGUGAGAUGGAAUUUGUUAGGUAG